AUGUUUGAUAUACCUGAAGAAGUUACAUGGGCCAUUUUGGUAGCGAUCAUCAUAUAUCUGAUCAAGACGAUAUGGUUCACACCUCCCCCACCAGUCGUUGCACCAAGACCUAAGCCAGUAUAUGAGAAGCGCGAUUAUACAUUGGAGGAGCUGGCUGGAUACACUGGCAUAGACGAGACAAAUGCUAUAUUCAUCGCUAUCAAGGGCAGGAUAUUCGAUGUCAGUCCGAAGCGAUCGACCUAUGGACCAGGUGGCGACUAUCAUGUCUUUGCCGGUCACGAUGCCACACGCUGUCUUGCCAAGGCAUCGUUUGAGAAGUCUGAUCUCAACCAACCAGACACAUCAUCACUCACUCCCGACGAAUUGGACGCACUCAACAACUGGGCAUCAUUCUUUGAGGAGCGAUAUAUACUGGUGGGCAAGGUCAAGCCAAGCUCUUCUGAAUAA
Acytostelium subglobosum LB1 is the source of this 447-nucleotide messenger RNA. RefSeq lists its product as hypothetical. Gene Ontology annotation, cellular component: endomembrane system; membrane. The record is from RefSeq and is a predicted model, not a curated record. Bases 1 to 447 code for a protein of 148 amino acids. The transcript has a single exon. NCBI's taxonomy places the organism in Eukaryota, Evosea, Eumycetozoa, Acytosteliales, Acytosteliaceae.